AUGGCGCCCGCAUCCCACCCUCUCCUUGCGCCCCUCUCGGGGUCGUCCAAGACCUUCUUCUUCCCCUCGCCCAACGAGACCAACAUGUUCCAGGAGCACCCGACCCUCCAGUCCGCGAUCCGCGUUACCCUCGAGUCGGCUGGCGCUGGUCUCCUCGUUUCGGCCGCCCAGAAUGCUCUCGACACGCAUGACAAGGGAGCAAUGGGCAUCUUCACCCGUACGGGCGGCACCAUCGGCCUCUUCGCGGCCAUGGGCUUCUCGUUCUCGUUCGUUUCGGACUACGUCGCUAACCUUCGUCAGACCGACGACCCUCUGAACGGCGCAGCGGGUGGCUGUGCGGCCGGCUUCGUUGCGGGUCUCAAGCGUGGCUCGCUCCCCGUCGCCUUCGGCGCCUGCGCCGGCAUGGCGACCCUCAUCGGCACCUUCCAGGCGGCUGGCAACAACCUCACCGGCGGGCUCGGCGACGAGACCCGGCCAGAGCGGGAAGAGCGCCGGCUGCGCUUCUUCAAGCACAAGCCCCUCACCGAGGAGGCAUGA
Molecule: messenger RNA, 537 nt
Organism: Cutaneotrichosporon cavernicola
Lineage: Eukaryota; Fungi; Basidiomycota; Tremellomycetes; Trichosporonales; Trichosporonaceae
Exons: 4
Coding region: 1-537 (178 amino acids)
Biological process (GO): mitochondrial respiratory chain complex I assembly
Source: RefSeq, a predicted model, not a curated record